Molecule: messenger RNA, 309 nt
Organism: Tribolium castaneum (red flour beetle)
Lineage: Eukaryota; Metazoa; Arthropoda; Insecta; Coleoptera; Tenebrionidae
Exons: 1
Coding region: 1-309 (102 amino acids)
Biological process (GO): cellular response to oxidative stress
Cellular component (GO): cytoplasm
Molecular function (GO): glutathione disulfide oxidoreductase activity
Source: RefSeq, a predicted model, not a curated record
AUGUCUUCGGAAAAGUCUAAAUCGAAGUUCGUGCAGAAUCUGAUCGCGAGCGACACCGUGGUCAUAUUUUCGAAAACCUACUGUCCCUACUGCCAGCUGACGAAGGAAAUCUUCGACGACAUGGACCAGAAGUUCACCGCCAUCGAGCUGGACAGCAGGAAGGACUGCGAGGAAAUUCAGGAGGUCCUCGGGCAGAUGACAGGUGCCCGCACAGUCCCGCGCGUUUUCGUCAACGGAUCGUUCCUCGGAGGAGCUUCGGAUAUAAAGAAGCUUUAUGAAAAUGGACAGCUACAGACUUAUCUUGAUUAA